GGUUUUUGUACCGCAACGCGUACGGUGGGCACGUGCUUGAAAGUUGCCCGUUUCGUGUUCACUCGCCAGCCUUAACGAUCAAUGCCCGCGAUUCUUUGAAACGGCGUCAUUACUGGGAUCACCAGUGUUCGUGCACGCGUCACGGGCCGUGCUUAAUCUACAAUCGGGCACACCGAUCAACACGCCGUUGUGCGCGUGAAUCGUCGUCCCUCGCAGAAAAGUCGUACGUGCGACAUGUAACGUAGGACAAGUAUCGUUUCUUUCGAGAUUUCUUUCUUCUUUUAUUUAUUUAUUUUCUUUUUUUUUUCACGAAACUUGAUUGGCGUUCGAAACGUUUGCCUUUCCGACUUCAAUUCUACUUUUACGUGUAGUUUUUUAACGAUCGUUGAGAACUUUUACGACGAUUGAGAAUCGAAUGGCUAGUCGAGCGAAUUACGUGUCAAUAACGGCACGAUCUGCGAUCGUAAACGUAAACACGGUUCCGCGUUGCGUGCCACUUUGCGACAAACGCCCGUGUUUCGAACCGGCAAUCGAGGGUCGGUAGUUUUUGCUUGUUGACACGACUUUCGUCGUUGAGAUUUGCUGCGCAAAUCAGUCUCCGAUGGUGCUUCCAAUCGAUUUGCACGUACGUGUAUACGUGUCCCGAUGGACUUUCGAAAUCGUCGAUGUGUUAAUCCCUGUCGAUUGCGGACUAACUGUGCAGAAGUGAUCGGUGCGGCGAUUUCUUUCGUUUCGCAAAAGGGAGAUCUUGCUUUUACGCUUGGAUAGUGCGCGGUGCAGAUGUUUUGUUGGAUGUAGUGCGUCGUGAGAUUUACAAGUGAAAGAGAAGAAUCGGGGGAAUCGGUCGCUGCGUUGUAAACGAUCCACCCUGCAAUAGUUGCUUCACAGAGGAACACCGUCUUCCCAAUUGCGAAUUAACGAACAACGAUCUCGAGGAUCAUCAUCGAAAAUUGAGAAGAAAAGACUGCUCGGACAUGUCCUGCCCAAUUCACUAUCCUCGCUCAAUGAAACAGAAAUAAGAAAAAGAAAAAAAGAAGAUAACAGAAAUCAAAGAGAUAUCCUCUAACAAAUACAAAGUACGGGAGAAGAGAGUUUCCAUUUCAGUAAGAUGCACGGAAUAAGUCAUCUAUUGUCGCACCAUGGCUCCCACAACGGCGACGCAAGGACAGUCCAUCACCAUCAUCAUCAAGACAAGGCCUCCUCGGAGAGUAGAACGCACGACACGAAGAUCCUGCAGGAGCUGUUGAAUCAGAAACAUAUCCAACGGCGAAUAUCGCGAGGUUCAGUGAGCUCGACUUACUCUUACGGUUCCUCGACGUCGUACGGCUCGUCGCACGGUUCAAACUCCUCUUCCAGCCACAGCUCGUCCCUCUAUCAUGGCGUGCACAAUCACUCGGUGUAUCACACGAUUCACGGUAGCAGCCACCAUCACCAGUCGAUCCACCACCAUCAUCCCCUUCAUCACAUUCAUCAGCUACAUCCGCAGCAUCCGCAGCAUCAGACGAGCAGCGGACGAGCCUCGCCAACGUCGCCCAGCCCUACCAGCGACCACGAGAAGCAUCAUCAUCAGAAGGAUCAUCAUCACUACAGCAUUCAGGAGAUGAUACGACACUUUGGCAGGCGGUUAGGUCAUAUUAGGCGGCAGAGCGAGUGCCAGGAUCCGCCUAGGAAGAAGGAGGAGGACUUUCGUAACAGGAGCCAGAGUCUGGAUGGUGGCGCGAGGUGUCCUAAUCUGAGGGACGCCGACUGCGAGACCACUUACAGAAUCUACGAAAGUAUUCUCAGGCAAGGCGCAAUCAGAAGAAGUUCUUUGGAUCCAGGUGGCAGAAGAUUCUCUUUGGGUACACCUGCGAUUCCUCAUAGGGCUUCAGAUGCUUGUCUGGAUCCUGUGCACGCGGCGAUCCUCUUCCGGGACGCGAGAGGGCUGCCUGUUGUCGAUCCUUUCGUGGAGAAAGUUUCGCUCUCUGAUCUCGAGGAAGACGAAUCACAGAUUUUCGUAAAGUUCUUCACAUUUCACAAAUGUUAUGACCUAAUACCAACCAGCGCCAAAUUAGUCGUUUUCGAUACGCAUCUCCUCGUCAAGAAGGCCUUCUUCGCUCUUGUUUAUAAUGGUGUGAGAGCUGCGCCACUAUGGGACAGUUCGAGGCAAGAGUUUAUUGGAAUGUUAACUAUAACGGACUUUAUAAAGAUCUUACAGAUGUACUAUACCAGCCCAUCUGUAACAAUGGAUGAAUUAGAAGAACAUGAAUUAGAUACAUGGAGAAAAGUCUUGAAAGAUCAAGUGCAUCCAUUAGUGAGCAUUGGCCCAGACGCAAAUUUGUACGAAGCCAUUAAAACUCUAAUUCAGAAUAGAAUUCAUCGUUUGCCUGUGAUAGAUCCAGAUACUGGAAAUGUUCUCUAUAUCUUGACACACAAACGAAUUCUGAGGUUCCUUUUUCUUUAUAUACACGAGCUACCAAAACCAUCUUUCACUGACAAAACAUUGAGAGAGUUGAGGAUAGGUACAUUUGAAAACAUAGAAACUGCAACAGAGGAAACUAGCAUAAUUUUAGCAUUAAAGAAAUUCGUUGAAAGGAGAGUUUCUGCACUACCAAUUAUUGAUGCUGAAGGAAAAUUGGUUAACAUUUAUUCAAAGUUUGAUGUUAUUAACCUAGCUGCAGAAAAAACAUAUAAUAAUUUAGAUGUUUCAUUAAGAGAAGCAAAUGAGCACCGCAAUGAAUGGUUUGAAGGAGUUCAGAGCUGUAAAUUAGAUGAAACUUUAUUUACUAUUAUGGAGAGAAUUGUUAGAGCAGAGGUUCAUAGGUUAGUAGUGGUUGAUGAUGAUGAUAAAGUGAUCGGUAUAAUUUCUCUAUCCGACUUACUCUUCUACCUCGUUCUUAGGCCUUGUGGUGAAGAUGGCAGUAGCAAUAAAGAUAGUUCUAUAUCGUUAAGAGCACAGGAUUCUAUGUCAAAAGCUCCGAGUUCUGUGCAAUCGGAGGCUUCCAUUCCUGAUGGUGAAACAGAAGCUGAACAAGAUACAGUUGAAGUAAACCAGUCUGAAGAAGCACCCGCAACACCUAGUCCACCGCUGAGUCCUGCAGCAUCAGAUAUUUCUGAACCUCAGUCAACUUUAGUAAAUCAGUCUCAAGAAUCUGCAUGGCGGGAAGUGACUGUAUCAGGAGGAGAUUGAGGCAAUAUUAUCUUAACAUGCCAUUCGGCAUGAAAUUGUGAAUUAAUCUGUGACUUUAAAGUCAAACAAAUUUUAAGAUAAUGACACUAAGCAGUGUACGACUAAGCUUGUUUUUCGUUUGUUUUUAAUAUUUGUAUGUACAGUGCUUAAGAACUUGCGAAAAACAUGCAAAACAUUGUUCUUUACUCGUUUAAUCGAUUUACGUCACAAAACUAAUUGUUAUCCAAAAUAAUGUAUAUAAUCAUGCUGAACGCAUGAAAAUAAUGAAACGAAUCGUAAUAAUGAAUGAAUAAUGAAAUAAUAAAAUAGAUGCGAUAAAAGAUAAUGCGAUGCUCCAUACUGUAUAAAAGUUGAUUAAGCUUAAUUUUUUAUGGUACAAAUGCUACUCAGUAUAGACGUUCGAGCUUCUUGCCAGGAACGGUUGCUACGCCAUUAUCUACUCAGGGUAUGAUAUUCUGUACACCCUUUCUUCAAUCGUACACUGUUUCAAUAGAAUUUUCGAGGAAACAAAUAGUGGUUUCUUGCAUCCUUUAGAUUUAUAAUGUUGCUAUGCUCCUUAUACUGGAAUCUUUGUAUUUUAUUUCAGAUCAAAGAUUAUGAAGUAAUUUACUUUAAUUUAUAUCAGAUAAUGUAGAAAACAUGAAACAAAGUAGUCGUAUAUCAAAGAGUGCUCCAUAAUUAAUAAAUAUGGACCUCGUUUUUACAGAGGCCUUCCACGCUUUUUCCUGACAGAAACGAAAUACUACAGUGUUAAGCAAAUGUCUAAACAUAUACAUAUAUCCCGUAUGCUUAUCUAUACAAAAAAAGUAGCUUCUUAUUCGUGAAUUAUGUCACGUUAGAUGUUUGAAUACUAGAAACCAAUAUGCAUAAUAAACGAUUUUGUUUUAAAUGAUUGCACAGCAUGUGAUAUUUUACAAAAAAGGAAAAAAAUACAUGGUGCUUUUGAUUUUUCAAAUAGUUGACUCUGAUAUAGCAAUCAAAUGGAAGUAGUGUGCAUACAAUGAAUAACAAACAUAAAAUACGUAUAUAGUAGAUCAAAUUUUUGAAAUUAAUUGUGUUGUCAUGUAACUUCUAUAUAAACUUCACGAAAUAUUUCAGUACAGGAAAGCAAUACUUAUAUAAAUUCAAAUUACAAUCUAUUGUUGAAUUUAUAUGUUAUAUUAUUUCAUGUACAUUUAAAAAAAAAUGACAUUUACGAGAUAAAUAUAUAUUAUUAAGUAUUGAAAGGCCUACAAAAUGUGAAAAAUGAAAACAAUUCUACAACUAAUAUGCGCUGCCACGGGUAUUUUAAUUAAUGCUUUACACGUAUAAAAAUAUUUGCAGCAUAUUGUUCAAGUUAUUUAUGAAACAAUUUAAUUGCAAACAUAUUAAUAAUUUUAGAUGUACAUUUAUUUAAUAGCUCUUCUUUUAAACACUUUGUAUUUGCUUUACAAAAGAUUUUUAUAAAUUGACUAAAAUAUGUUCACAAGAUUUUCUUUCGGGAAGGAAAUAGAAAUAUAAAGAGCAUAUUAAAAUUUUUACGUGAUUUUUAAUUAAAUUCUAUACGUUCUUAAUCAUUGACAAAAACAUCAUAAAAGAAAGAAAAAAGAAAUACAGCGGAUGAAAGGUUUUGUAAUUGUAUUUUAUAUUGUUGCUGAUUUUCAUAUGUAAUCAAUGAUUAAUUAAAUGAAAUUAUUUCAAAAACUGCGAAAAUUGAUUCUCGUAAAUACUUAUAAAAUUAAUACUAUCAUACAAAGAUUAAAUAAGCACCAAUGCUGAACUAAGAGAAUCAUGUAAAGUAGAAACUCCACUCAAUGUUAUAUAUUGUUUAGAUAACAAAUUAUAAAAUGAGUGGCAGAAAGCAUUCCUGUACAAACAAUUCAUUGAAAAGAAAAAAGAAAAAAAAAAAAAGAAAAACACUGUUUCAUCAUGAAACAGAUUUCAUUCUACGCUUACUGCACGGAAAAAAGGAUGGAAUUAUAAAUUAUGCAGACACCUGCAUGUGUUGCAUCUAUGUGGAAAUUUGUAUAUAAAUGGCCUCUGUGCCAGGAAUGUAUUUUCCUUUUUGGCACAAAGCUCCAUUUUAUAGAAAUAUGAAUGAAAACCACCUAUUUGAAUUUUGAAGGGGACAGUGCCUGUAAUUUAGUGAAUUUAUUCCUAGGUACAUUUACAAGGAUAAGAAUAAAUAUUCCAUUUCAGAUGAGUGGCGCAGUCAGGAUAAAGCAAAUUUACGUUAGUAUUAAUUAACAAGAGACGUAGUGAGGGGACAAUGAUUUUUGUACAGUUGAAGGGAUUGUAGCCGAAUAAGAUUUAGUGUGCUGUAGCUGCGAAUAUUAUUUCCUUUUAGUACAAAAUAUGUUUCAACUUUACAAGUUGUCACGUUCACUUUUUCUAGUUUUUAGACGUAAAAAAAAAAAUCUACAGUAGCCUAUUUCCUGCAGCGCAUCCGAUUUCAAUAUUAUUAUUGCAACUGAAAGCACAAGUUAAUGUAACGUUAACCAGAAACAUUAUUAGUGUUGAGAAACCAUUUGAAGUCGGUGUACGCUGCAUUCGUGAACCAAAACAAUAUAUAGACGAGAUAUUAAGAAUAAAUUGUACAAUAAAGAAUUAAUCAAAUAAUUAAACAGUACAUUUAGUCGCAUCUCAGUACUGUAUAUCCAGGGCAAAAGCUACUAGCAUAUUAUUCAUGUCCCUUGUACAUGUAAGGUACAAAUGAAAAAAAAAAAAAAAAAAAAAAAAAAACGAAUUACUGAGUGACAAAAUACAUCAUAACUGAAACAUUUUA
Messenger RNA from Frieseomelitta varia, 5933 nucleotides. RefSeq names its product 5'-AMP-activated protein kinase subunit gamma-2 (gene SNF4Agamma). The record is from RefSeq and is a predicted model, not a curated record. NCBI's taxonomy places the organism in Eukaryota, Metazoa, Arthropoda, Insecta, Hymenoptera, Apidae. The transcript has 11 exons. Bases 1109 to 3169 code for a protein of 686 amino acids.